Molecule: messenger RNA, 1380 nt
Organism: Ceutorhynchus assimilis (cabbage seed weevil)
Lineage: Eukaryota; Metazoa; Arthropoda; Insecta; Coleoptera; Curculionidae
Source: the annotation of a GenBank genome assembly
CAAAACAUUGUUAUUUGGAUGUUUUUUGUUUGGAAUAAUUUAAUUUUUAAUAUUUAAUAAUUAUUAUUAUAACAAAUCAAAUAGAAUCAAUAUAAUGAGUGUGGACAUUGCAAAGAACUUAGAUACCAAACCACGAGAAGCCGAAAAUGGUACUGGGGCAGAGCCUUCGGCCCCCAUAACCAAAAAGGGCAUUUUAACCUCGUUCCUCACUGGCAAAUCCAUGAACAUUCCUGAAAGCGAUCUGCUUGGUAGAUGUAGAUUUGUAUCUGAAUUUGAAAAAUUAAACAGGAUUGGGGAGGGAACCUAUGGCAUCGUUUAUAGAGCCAAAGACACAAUAUCCGGACAAAUAGUGGCCCUAAAAAAAGUGAGGAUGGACCAGGAACGAGAUGGAAUCCCCAUUAGCAGCCUGAGAGAAAUCCAAGUCCUGCUAAACUGCAGAAAUGACAAUAUUGUCCAUUUAAAAGAAGUUGUAGUAGGAAAAAGCUUGGAGAGCAUCUUUCUGGCCAUGGAAUACUGCGAGCAAGAUUUGGCUUCCCUUUUGGACAACAUGCAAGCCCCAUUCACCGAAUCCCAAGUCAAAUGCAUCAUGCUGCAGGUGCUCAGAGGCCUCAGAUAUUUGCAUCACAAUUUCGUUGUUCACAGAGACUUGAAAGUUUCAAACCUGCUUAUGACUGAUAAGGGAUGCGUCAAGAUUGCUGAUUUUGGUUUGGCAAGAUGGUUUGGGGUGCCAUUGAAACCAAUGACGCCUCAUGUGGUCACUUUGUGGUACAGGUCACCAGAAUUGCUUUUGCAGGCCUCUACACAAACUACUAGUGUGGAUAUGUGGGCUGCUGGAUGUAUAUUGGGAGAACUUUUGGGGCACAAGCCUUUACUACCUGGCCGAAGUGAAAUUCAACAGUUGGAGUUGAUUGUUGAUUUGUUGGGUACACCUUCUGAUGCUAUUUGGCCAGGCUUCAGCGAAUUGCCAGCAUUGCAAAAUUACAGCCUCAAACAACAACCCUACAACAAUUUGAAGCAAAAGUUCCCUUGGCUGUCUUCAGCUGGUUUGAGGCUGUUGAAUUUCUUGUUUAUGUAUGAUCCCAAGAAACGUGCCACAGCUGAGGAGUGCUUGCAGAGUAGCUACUUCAAGGAACCACCAUUACCUUGUGAUCCUAAAUUGAUGCCAACCUUUCCCCAGCACAGGAACAUCAAAGGGACAAAAACUGCAAGUUCAGAUAAUACUGGAGUCAAUGAUCAGACUAACAAUUUGCCUGCUAUCUCGGAUUUGUUGGGUUCUAUAGUGAAGAAAAGAAGAAUUGAGUAACUUCAAGAAGUGUAUUGUGCUUAAUUUUAAGGUUUUCUGCAUUUGUAUUUCUUAAAUAUAGUUUGUUUAAUUUGGAA